Molecule: messenger RNA, 4550 nt
Organism: Homarus americanus (American lobster)
Lineage: Eukaryota; Metazoa; Arthropoda; Malacostraca; Decapoda; Nephropidae
Exons: 8
Coding region: 275-1453 (392 amino acids)
Biological process (GO): regulation of DNA-templated transcription
Cellular component (GO): nucleus
Molecular function (GO): DNA binding; DNA-binding transcription factor activity
Source: RefSeq, a predicted model, not a curated record
AUUGUCACACUGGUCAUUGAAAUUGAAAUCCUUCAAAUCCGUACCUUAGCUCCUCCCUUUGGAAAAAUUCAAUUUUGAUUGGUAAAAAAAAUUGCGUGAGGAGAUUGAUACAUCAUUGGUCACCACGGGAUGUAAACACGCUCAUAAUUAGCUCGCUUUCACGACGAUAACAUCUCACAUAGACGAAGACUGAAAAAUAGAUAUAUAACCGCUGACUAACUGCUGUCAUCAGAGUAAAUUGACCAAGGACGAAGAGGAUAAAUCCACAUCCACAAUGCAGUGCCACCCCCAGCAAGAGAACAUUACCUUGGCACGCUACAGUGACGUGGGUACCGUAGAGUCUAUGUCCGGUUUUCCUGGCGGAAUAGAUAUGUCCUUCCCUCAUAUAAUAAUGGAGGAAGAUGAGCCGGAAGUGAUAAGUAAUUUGGAAAUUGCAAAAGGAGCAAGAGAUAUUAAAAUUGAAGAUUAUUUGGAACUACCAAAGGACACAGUUGUAGCUAACAAUCAGCUGCAAAGAGGUUACACUUUUGUAGUGAACUCAAUAACACAAGAACCGUUUGACCUUCCUGAAGUGACCAUUGCUUCAAAUGAGUUGCCAGGAAAAGAUCUUGAAGCAAAGAUCCAAACUUACCUUUAUGAUUAUGAUAUCAACCUAUGUAUCAAACCCAUACCAUCAGAAAAGAAGAAAAACCCUCCAUACUUGGUGGAGCGAGACAUCAUCACCACCCAGAAUAGAACACCAGUGUUUUUUAAAAUAGAAGGAACCAAAGCUGGUCAAAAAGUCACUAUGUCCAUGAGGUAUAUCGAUGAACUCCAUAAGGACACACCAGUAAAUUCCUGCAGGAAUCACCAAGAUUUCCCUGAAAGACCAAGCAUACUGCCUCAAGCAUUUAAUUUCUUUAUGACAAAUACAUGUAAUUAUGAAGUUGAUAAUGCAAAACAUCCAAUAGCAACAUAUGAUAUCCAGGGAAAUGAUUUUGAUGAUGAAGGAAAUUUAAAAAUCUCCAUUGUUCUGCUGUGCUUGAACUCUUGUCACAGAGAAAAAUGUAAGAAACUGGUUCUCAGAAUUGGCAUCUAUGAUCCUGUAAGCAACAUUUCUCUGAAGGAAGAUUGCUUCACCAUUCGCUGUUGUAAAAAUGUGAAGCGUGACCACAAGAACAAAACUGGCACCAAACGCAGCACAAUUGCUACUGAGGAUGAUCAAACAGAGGAAAUAGUGCCUGUGAAGGUACAGAAGGUGGAAGUUCAGGGUUGUGGCACACAUCAACAACCAUGUCAAGACUCUUCAGUGAGUAAUGAAGAAAAUGGACGACCAUGGCACUUGUUUCAAAUGAAAAGCGAAACAGAUGAGCAGUACAUUCAUAAUUUGAUUGAAAGGCUGGGUGGAACUUGGAGUAAAGAUAUGCUACCAUUUGAAACAGACAAAGAGCAAACCUACAGCACAUACGUGUAGAUCCAACAGAAUACUGUGCUCAACGCCUGUGCUAGGUGGUCGUAAAGCUGUGCAUGGUGGGUUCUGGUAAAACCAAAUUCGUUUUUGUUUUCAAGAUAAAUUUGAAAAAGUUAUGCCAUUGUCAAUUAGAGUAUAUUCUGUUAUAAAAUAUGAGGCAUUGAUAUUCAAUCCAUCAUAUUUUAAUGGCUAUCCCAAAUUUCUUUAUAAGUUCUUUGUAUUUUACAACUUACAAAGGCCAAGUGAAUGUUUACACUUUCUGUUUGAAAUAAUAUAAACCAUUUCAUUUAGUUUUAAAUUAGAACUUGCUGUAUCCCCAAAUUGUCCCAUGUUUUGUUUAGGUAUUUAGCAGAGUUAAGUGUUUAAUUUCUUGGAUUAAUUGCUAGAAAUUGUAAAAUAUAUUUACUGUUUAGAUUUUCUAUUUAGGUAAAGAGGUUAGAUUACACACGUGCACUCCCCCCUCACUCCUACACUCACACACACAUGGUGCAGUAUCAUUACUAGGUUAUGACAUUUGUCCCCCUGCCGACCGUGGACUCCAAUACGUUAUUCGACUCUUGGUGCUUGACGGUACACACCAAUUGUUUUUCCUUCUACUAAUAAUACUGUUUGUCAACUUUAAUUCCCCCAUAGAUUUUAAAAUCUACAUGAAUCAAGAAAGUUUAUGGUUAAUUUGGUGCCGUAAAUCAGCCAGAAAGUAUGUGUGGACGGAAUAGUCUAAAUCUUGUUUUUAUUUAGUAGUAUAAAUAUAAAGCUCAUAGGCAUUACCAACAACAAUUUUUGAUGGACCCUACAAGGCAGUGUUUGGAUCAUUCUAGUGUAUUGAUAAAAAUUGCCCAGACUUACGAAUAACUGAUGGAUCAAUAAAGCCGAUGAGGCAUGUAUGCCUUAUUUUUCCCAGUAAAUAAUGAGACAUUUGGCACUUAUGAAGUCUGGCAACUGGAUACCUAUGUUUUUAUUAAACUAGAUGUCCAUAAAGAAAAGUAGUUAAAAUACAUAUGAAAGUUGUAAAACUUUAUAAAAUACUGUAAACAUCUAGUUAAUUAGAAGCUACAUCAUUUUGUUGCUUUUUGAUAUUUAAAAGAAACUUGUAUGUGAAGAAAUUUUUUUUUUUAAAUCUGCAUCUUAAAAAUCUUUAAAGUAGAUUUACCAAAUUUAAGUGAUAAGUUUCUGGCCAACCCACAAGUGUGGAAAAAUAGUCAUAAAAUGAUGAUAACGAUUAAUGUUUCUUGGGUUCUAAGUACUGUAUAAACUUUCCCGCACACUUGAAAGCUUAAGAAGAAUUUUACCAUUUGGUGCAUAUUAGAGCCAUAUUUAUUGAUUUUAUAUCGCACUUGCAUAUAAUCGCACAUGCCUCCAAUGUCACAUAUAAACCACAUGAUUUUUGUUACCCCUUAUGGACUUAUUAUUGUUAUGUGAGGAACCGGGAACAUUUAGAACAGGUGGGAGUUGUAUAGACAAAAUACUGAAGUGUAAUCCUUGUAGCUAAUACAUAAAGCAGGAAUUUGUAUGUGGCAUUUAUGGGUCUAGAGAAGACAUUAUGAGGUGUAUUAAGUAGGGAUAAUUCAGAGAGGUGAAGAAAUUUAUGGAACGGGAAGAAAUAGAGAACGGCGUGCGAGUACUGAGAGUGAGGAAGGGAUGUGUGAUGUCUCCUGUGUGUAAGAUAUUUAAGGAUUGGGUUGUAAGGGUGAAAAGGGCAGCAGUGAAACAAAAGUCAAGAGGUGAAUGUGACUAUUUGUAUCAUGUCUUCUGUAGAUAAUGUAGUGAUUUUUUAGAGUGAAGAGUAACUGCAAAAGGUGGUGAAUAGCUCUUGGCAGCUUGUGUUAUAUUCGUAAAUUAAAGGUAAAUGCUAGGAAUUUUUAUGGUGAUAGUUUUCUUGAAAAGGAGUUUGAUUUCGUGGUAGUAUUGGAUAUUGGUGAUUAAACCCCUGAAGUUUGGAAUGGAGUAAAGUUAGAUGUACUGUAGUGUAAUAUCUAUAAGUUAGUGUACUGUACUCUUGAUGCUGUAGGACUUUUAUGAGUUUUGCUGUUGUUUCCUCACUCCUUCCACACAAGGUUAGAGUAUGUCUCGCAUAAUAAUUGUAGUAAUGGAAUAGCAGUAUAAGUUUAGUACCAUGUAAAAGUUUCCAACUGAAUGAUCAUAUAACUGGAAAUUAAACAGGACUGUGUAGCAAGUAGUCCUCCAUGUAGUUUAGCUUCUGAAUAUAUUUAGUUUUUUUUUUAUGUUUAUAAGGCUUUGCAUAUACAGUACUACUGUACUGUAACCUGGACUUACUGUAAGUUGAUAUAGUCUUGGUAUACAGUACUGUAUAUUUUUAUUAUAACCUACAGUCAGGUUUGGUGAGUAGAUUUCAUAUAUCUUACAGUUUCAAAAGAUAUCCUGAUUUAGGACAGAUGUCCAGAACCUGAUUCAUAUGUACUGUUUGUCCUAUUUGUCCAGAAGAUGGAAAGGCUUUUUGAGCAUUUUAUGAUAUUGAAAUACUUCUGAUUUAGACCCAGUCCCCCUUAAAAACUUGCAGUUAAGUGAUAGGGAUAGCCUAAACAAGUUUCCUAUGGUACGUAGGUACAGAUAGGUUGGGUCCCACUGGGCAGAUGAAAAAUGAGGGCAUAUAGGGUUAAAUAACAUUUCAUGUAGAGAGAUAUAGAGACUUGAAAGGCUAAUUAGCCAAUGUUUACUUAAUCAUAAGCGUAACACUAAAAUUAUUUCUUAGGAUUUUUUGCCUCCAGUAAAAUCUAUUUUAAGUUGCAUUUGAAUUUCAUGUAAAAAUUUAGUCUUUUCAUUAAUGAAUUCAAGUACAGGUACCAUUAAAAACUUUUUAUUUUGAGGGAAGGUUUACUAACUUUUAACAGAUUCUACUGUGAAUUACUUGAUAAUUUGAAUUCAUCUCUUAUGAAUUCAUCUCUUAUUUAAGAUUUGACGGGCCUUUACAUGAUAUUCACUCAUGCUUGUGUACUGUUAAUGAAUCCCCUAUCACCGUACGUUCUUUCUUUUGUUAUUUUUUAGUGCACAAAACUUAUUUUAAAUUUAUGUAAACCAGAUAGGAGGAUCAUUGUAUUUGAUUGUAAAUUGAUAAAAAAUAUAUAUAUAUACCUGUAAUGGA